AUGCAAUCGGCUAACAUAAUAAAAGAUUGUAUUCCUGAGGUUAAUCUUAUCAAGACUGAUCCAGGAAUUAUAAAAAUUAAUAAAGAACGAAUUUCAGUCCAUAGUCAUAUCAAGGGUCUCGGCGUACAUUCUUCCAUAUUUAAUAUAGAUACUUCGGUGGUUAAUUUACCAGAAAAGGCUGGAACAAAACUCUUGAAAGAUUAUGAAAAUUGUUUUGAUUCAGGAUGUGGACUUAUUGGACAAUUUAAGGCCAGAGAAGCUGCUCUCUUGGCUGUAGACAUGAUUAAAUCAAAGAAAAUGGCAGGAAAAGCCCUCCUUCUUGCUGGUCCAAGUGGAAGUGGUAAGACAGCACUUGCUAUGGCAAUAGCUAGAGAAUUGAGUGCAAGUAUCCCGUUUACAAUAUUAUCAAGUACAGAGGUGUUUAGCAGUGAAGUGAAGAAAACUGAAAUACUCAACGAAGCCUUUCGUAAAUCCAUUCACAUUCUACUAAAAGAUGAAAAACAGAUAUAUGAAGGUGAAGUUACAGAAUUGGUUGCCGAAGAGACCGAAAAUCCAAGUGGAGGUUUUGCAAAGUGUGUUAGUGCCGUUGUUGUUACUUUGAAGACGGUAAAGGGCUCAAAAACUUUGAGAUUGGCCCCUCAAAUUCACGACCAAUUUGUUAAGGAAAAGAUUACUGUUGGGGAUGUUAUCUAUAUUGAGUCGAUUUCAGGCCAAGUGAGAAGAUGUGGUAGAUGUGAUGCUUAUGCAACAGAAUUUGAUCUGGAAAUUGAGGAAUAUGUUCCGUUACCGAGAGGUGAUGUCUACAAGAAAAAAGCCCUUGUACAACAAGUCUCUCUUAACGAUCUGGACAUUGCAAAUUCACAACCAACGGGAGGCAACGAUAUUUUGUCCAUGAUGAACCAGUAUUUGAGACCUAAAAAAACUGAAAUUACUGAAAAGUUACGUUUAGAAGUUAAUAAGGCUGUGAAUAAAUACAUUGAAAUGGGAAUAGCAGAAGUUAUACCAGGGGUUGUAUAUAUCGACGAAGUUCACAUGUUUGAUAUUGAGUGUUUCACAUAUUUAACAAAGGCCAUUGAAUCCCCGUUGGCCCCUAUUGUCAUACUAUCCACAAAUAGGGGGAUUUCUACUGUACGUGGGACUGAUACUAUAGAACCGCAUGGAAUGCCAACUGAUUUAUUGGAUAGGCUCCUGAUCAUAAAGACGGUCCCCUACACACUCCAUGAGGUAAUACAGAUAUUGAGGUUGCGUGGAAAUAUAGAGUCCGUUCCGGUGGGUGAGGACGCUUUGAAAAAACUUGGAGAGAUAGGAAUUAAUGCUAGUUUGCGUUAUUGUAUGGGUUUGAUAGCACCAGCUAAUAUUUUAAGAAAGGUUGAAGACAAACCUAUGAUUGAAUCUAAACAUAUUGAGGAAGCUGACUCACUCUUUAUGGAUGCUAAAACUUCGGCCCACAGAGUAGCACAACAGUCCAACAUGUUCAUUUCAUAA
Theileria equi strain WA is the source of this 1485-nucleotide messenger RNA. Its product is annotated as DNA helicase RuvB, putative. Gene Ontology annotation, biological process: regulation of transcription by RNA polymerase II; box C/D snoRNP assembly; chromatin remodeling. Lineage: Eukaryota; Apicomplexa; Aconoidasida; Piroplasmida; Theileriidae. The coding region runs from base 1 to 1485 and encodes 494 amino acids. The record is from RefSeq and is a predicted model, not a curated record. The transcript has 6 exons. Gene Ontology annotation, cellular component: Ino80 complex; NuA4 histone acetyltransferase complex; Swr1 complex. Gene Ontology annotation, molecular function: ATP binding; ATP hydrolysis activity; DNA helicase activity.